Drosophila kikkawai is the source of this 1542-nucleotide messenger RNA. RefSeq names its product NADH dehydrogenase (ubiquinone) 49 kDa subunit (gene ND-49). Lineage: Eukaryota; Metazoa; Arthropoda; Insecta; Diptera; Drosophilidae. Gene Ontology annotation, molecular function: oxidoreductase activity, acting on NAD(P)H; quinone binding; NAD binding. Gene Ontology annotation, biological process: mitochondrial electron transport, NADH to ubiquinone. The record is from RefSeq and is a predicted model, not a curated record.
AACAACUCUGGUCACACUAUUCUGUUUGAUCAACGGAAUUGCCGAAAAGAAUCUGCAAUAAAUAUUUGAUAUAAUUUUAAAGCUAUGGCUUUAGCCAAUAUUACAAGACGCUCCCUCGACGGAGUAUUUCGUUUGCGAUUGCGGCCACAUAUUAUUGCAGCAGCGACAUCGAACGUACUUAAUACUCGCGGCGCCGCAAAAUGGUAUCCAGACCCAGAAUUCAUGAAGCAAUUCAGUGGACCCGUGAUGUAUCCCGACGACGUGACAUCUUUGUGGAGUGUCCCACCAUGGAACAGCAAGGUGACGCCCGUGGAGAAAUCGGUACGAAAUUUAACCCUUAAUUUUGGCCCCCAACAUCCUGCUGCUCAUGGAGUCUUACGGUUGGUGCUCGAACUGGAUGGCGAGACUGUUAUGCGUGCGGAUCCCCACAUUGGCUUACUGCAUCGAGGCACCGAAAAGCUAAUUGAAUACAAAACUUAUACGCAGGCAUUGCCGUAUUUUGAUCGCUUGGAUUAUGUGUCGAUGAUGUGCAAUGAACAAUGCUAUUCGUUGGCAGUGGAGAAGCUGCUUAACAUAGAUGUACCGUUAAGAGCCAAGUACAUACGAACUUUAUUUGCCGAGAUCACCAGGAUUCUGAACCACAUAAUGGCUGUGGGAACUCAUGCUCUUGACGUUGGUGCUCUAACGCCAUUUUUUUGGCUUUUCGAGGAGCGCGAAAAGAUGAUGGAGUUCUAUGAGCGUGUCUCGGGAGCUCGCAUGCAUGCUGCCUACAUUCGACCUGGUGGCGUUUCGUUGGACAUGCCAUUGGGCCUUAUGGAUGAUAUUUAUGAAUUUUCAUCCAAGUUUGCGGAACGUCUAGACGAAGUGGAAGAUGUCCUAACUACAAACCGCAUAUGGGUGCAACGAACCGAAGAUAUUGGCAUUGUGACCGCUGAGGAGGCCCUAAAUUAUGGAUUCAGCGGGGUCAUGCUUCGCGGCUCUGGAAUCAAGUGGGAUCUGCGCAAGCAGCAGCCAUACGAUGCCUAUCACCUGGUUGACUUUGAUGUACCUAUAGGCACCAAAGGCGACUGCUACGAUCGCUACCUUUGCCGCGUGGAGGAGAUGCGUCAGAGUCUUCGGAUUAUCGAUCAAUGCUUAAAUCAAAUGCCAGCAGGAGAAAUUAAAACGGACGACGCCAAGGUGACGGCACCCUCGCGCUCCGAAAUGAAGACGUCAAUGGAGGCGUUGAUUCAUCAUUUUAAGCUAUUCACGCAGGGUUAUCAAGUACCUCCAGGGGCUACAUAUACCGCCAUCGAAGCUCCAAAGGGGGAAUUUGGAGUAUAUCUUGUUUCUGAUGGUUCAAGUCGUCCGUAUCGCUGCAAGAUCAAGGCUCCCGGCUUUGCUCAUUUGGCGGCGCUGGAAAAGAUUGGCAAACAACAUAUGUUGGCUGAUGUAGUUGCCAUUAUUGGUACUUUGGAUGUUGUUUUUGGGGAAAUAGAUCGUUAGAUCUAUUAAUAAUUAUAAAUUGAAAAUAUUGAUGAAUAAUAAAACUGCGAAGAAAAA